Molecule: messenger RNA, 828 nt
Organism: Sorex fumeus (smoky shrew)
Lineage: Eukaryota; Metazoa; Chordata; Mammalia; Eulipotyphla; Soricidae
Gene: GRAP
Product: GRB2 related adaptor protein
Exons: 4
Coding region: 20-592 (190 amino acids)
Molecular function (GO): protein binding
Source: RefSeq, a predicted model, not a curated record
UGCCGGUUCGCGAGGCGGCAUGGAGUCUGUGGCCUUGUACAGCUUCCAGGCCACCGAGAGUGACGAGCUGGCUUUCAACAAGGGGGACACACUCAAGAUCUUGAACAUGGAAGACGAUCAGAACUGGUACAAGGCUGAGCUCCGGGGUGCUGAGGGAUUUAUUCCAAAGAACUACAUCCGGGUCAAGCCACACCCCUGGUACUCGGGGCGCAUCUCCCGCCAGCUGGCCGAGGACACCCUGAUGAAGCGGAACCGCCUGGGAGCCUUCCUGAUCCGGGAGAGCGAGAGCGCGCCGGGGGAGUUCUCGGUCUCUGUGAACCACCCCAGGCCCACUUCGCCCAGGCCCAGUUCGACUUCUCAGCCCAGGACCCCUCGCAGCUCAGCUUCCGCCGUGGCGACAUCAUCGAGGUCCUGGAGCGCCCAGACCCCCACUGGUGGCGCGGCCGGCUGGCCGGGCACCUCGGCUUCUUCCCACGCAGCUACGUCCAUCCUGUGCAACUGUGACACUCAGCCGGCCACCGGGGCCAGAGGCAGACCUGGACCCCUGCUGGUCAGCACUACACUGGAACGUGACCCCAACAGCUUCCCCUGAUGAGCCCCACCAGCUGUGUGAGGUUUGGGCUUCCUGUGGAGCCUCCUUGCUUUUGACCUGGACCCUCCCUCCACCGGAAACUCACCCGCCAUGGGCUCCACUCGACCCAGAGCUGGAGGACUCAGGGGCGGGACCCCGUGGCUGGGCACCCACUGGGCUGCCUCUGUUCUUGCCAACACCCCUGCACUCUCUCUGCCCCUUGGGGAGAGAGCUUAGUGCUGAGGGGCAACACCUGU